Molecule: messenger RNA, 2380 nt
Organism: Bicyclus anynana (squinting bush brown)
Lineage: Eukaryota; Metazoa; Arthropoda; Insecta; Lepidoptera; Nymphalidae
Product: piggyBac transposable element-derived protein 4-like
Exons: 2
Coding region: 1178-2380 (400 amino acids)
Source: RefSeq, a predicted model, not a curated record
UGUAUUUUCUGCUUAAAAUUAUAAAUGAAAUAUAUAAAAGGUAGAUACUUUUAUUUUCAUUUUACCAAAAGUCACAUUCACUCGUAAAACAACGGCGGAUUGUGUUCGACACCUUGUAGGGGCUCGAAUUUGGUGUUCACCAAAUGGGUACUUCUAAGUUUUUGAGUCUGUCCUUGCGUUUUUGUUAAACGAACGGUGCAGAAAACACAAACUCAACUCUCGGUCUAUUACUUUAAGAGUUACAACUGAAAGAGGAUCCCUUCGCAUUGUUAAAAAUUGCCGGCAAAACAAAAGGAACCGGUAUUUUUUAACAUGAACGCUCUGGUUAGUAAGCAAUAAAAGCACUGAUAACAUUGUUUUUGCCAAGCUCUCAUUGGUCAAUCUCGAGUGAAGUGUUGUAACAAACCCGACUUUCUUUAUAUAUAGAUUAGUGUUAAGCACGACCCUUUCCUUAUCGCACGCGUAUAUUUGUUUUCUAUCAUUGUGACUUGGCUUUCGAUUACUGGACCUGUUGGAGUACCUACUGUUUUAACCCCUGGCAAACGUUUUCUGGACUUUGAGAUUCUUGUGUUCUAUGUUAUUGUGUUUUGUGGUGGCCUGAAAAUAAGGGUCAAAAGUUGCCGCAGCUUGACUUCUGAAAAUCUGCAAUAUGGAUCCUUACGAGAACCCCAUACCUGGAACUUCUCAAUCCUGGGAAGACCCCGCUUGGAACACGCUCCAUAUAGAAGAGACACUCAGGAUGAUGGAUCCAUUAAAUGAAGAUCCAAACAGAGAAGACACAAAUUUUUUUAGUAUCCAUUCACCUCAAUAUCAAAUCACAGAUUCCGAAUUAUAUGGAAUAUUGUCGGAAAACGUAAUAGAUGAAUUGGAGACCGAUAAUUAUAGUAACUCUGAUUUCGAAUUUGUUCAAGAAGAUACUCAACAAAACUAUGUUGCGCCUGAUGAAACAUGGAUGCCCGGAAACCCACAAAACUCCAACGAAUUCCUAUUUGUGAAGUCCCCCGGACUGAAAGAAGAUAUCGGUGAUGAGCCCAUCGAAUAUUUCGACGCGUUAUGCUCAUCCCAGCUGUUGGAAUUACUUACAGACUGUUCCAAUGAAUAUGGAGAAAAUGAGAAAACGUCGGCAGCGCAUACAAAAAGCAGAAAAAUAUCUUGAAAGCCUGUAACAUAUCAAGAAAUGAAACUUUUUUUUGGUCUGAUAUUUCAUAUGGGAUUUGUAAAACUAAAUCGCUUCAAUGAUUAUUGGAAAAACGAUGAGUAUUUUAAUCAAAAGAUAUUUGGAAAGGCAAUGUCAAGGAACAGAUUCAUGUUAAUUUUAAGAAUGCUAUGUGUGUAUGUGGGGCAAGUGACGUGUAGUUAUGAUAAAGUUAAAACUAUUAUUGACUAUUUUAAUGAAAAAAUGAUGUCUCUUUAUUACCCAACACAAAAAAUAACAAUUGACGAAUCAAUGAUGUUAUGGAGGGGGCGAGUAGCAUUUAGACAAUAUAUGAAGGGGAAGCGUCAUAAAUACGGCCUAAAGUUUUACGCACUGGCUGACCAGCUCGGGGUUAUUAUGAAAUUACAUUUAUAUGGCGGUGCAUCUGAUUAUCUUGUAGGCGGCAAAAAUCACGUGCAAAAAGUAGUUGAACAUCUGCUUUCAAAUUUUAUAAAUGUAGGACAACAUUUAUUCAUAGACAACUUUUAUACAAGCGUCAGUUUAGUCGAAAAAUUGUAUACUAAUAAAACCUUUUGCACAGGCACGCUUCGACAAAAGAGGAAAAAUAACCCUAGAGAAAUUGAAUCAGGUAAAUUAAAAAAAGGAGAAUUAUGUAUUGUUCACAAGAAUAAUAUAUGUGUGUUAAAAUGGAAGGAUCAAAGAGAAAUUAGGGUCAUAUCAAGUAAAUAUAAUGGAAAUUUAGAACACACGCGAAAUCGACGGGGUACAUUAAUAUUAAAGCCUCAAAUGGUUAUCAAAUAUAAUAAAUAUAUGAAAGCAAUCGAUCGGCAUGACCAAAUGCCGAUGUAUUAUUCAUGCGAGCACAAAUCUAUACGAUGGUAUAAAAAAGUAAUUUUACAUGUCAUGCAAAUUCUAUUGGUCAACUCCUUUUUUUUAUAUAAUAAAUUCAGUUCAAAAAAAUUAACGUUGUACGAUUUCCGCUUAAGUGUAAUUAAAUCAAUUAUAGAACCUCAUUUGCCUUCCGAAUUACAAAUGCCUUUAAAAAAUAAAGUUCAUUGUAUUAUGAAACUAACAAAAGAUACCCAUGGUAAAACAAAACGAAGGCGCUGCAACCAAUGUUGGCGCACAUUAAAAAAAAGGGUGCAAACCAUAUUUGCAUGCGAAGAUUGCCCUGGUCAGCCUGGAUUAUGUAUAAAGUGUUUUAGACCGUAUCAUAAAUAUUAA